AGCGUGCCACUGCAAGAUGCAAGCUGUAAAUCAACAAAUCAAACAGCUUUUCCUUUUCUACACAUCGUCUUCUUCGAAUUUACACAAUCGUUUCUUUCUCUCUCUACAAAUCAAAACCUUCAAAACCCAAAUGCUGUAACAACAUCCAUCUCAUCAUCCGUUUUCGUUUCUCAAUUCCAUCUGCAAAAAUGGCGUCUUUUGAAUCUUUUCCGUUAUCUGUGUAAAUAAUCCAUAUAAACCCAACAACUUUUUUUCAAAUCUUGAAAAUUCUGGUGGGUACUGGGUUGUCAAGGAAAUGGCUCCGACGUCGUUCUAUUGGUGGGGGAAAGAGACCCAUCGGGGAACUCCGGUGGUCGUUAAAAUGGAGAACCCAAACAACUGGUCAAUGGUGGAGCUUGAAAGCCCCACCAAGGACGAUUUCCUUCACAAAGGUCGUGGUCGUAACAAGAACGCUAAGCAGCUCACGUGGGUUUUACUCCUCAAAGCCCACCGCACCGCCGGUUGUCUCACCUCCAUUGCCUCCGCCACGCUCUCCGUCGUGACUGCCGUACGUCGCCGUCUCUCCUCCGGCCACACCGACUCAGAUGUCGACUCCGAAAGACCAAUGAGAACAUCUACGCGGUUUUAUUCCUGUAUAAAAGUGUUUCUUUGGGUCUCCGUUGUGUUACUAGGGUUUGAGGUAGCUGCUUACUACAAAGGCUGGCAUUUCGGAGCUCCGGAUCUACAUUUGCAGUAUUUGUAUACAUUAACGAACCCUGUUGCGUUUACUGGUUUGUUCAACUCGAUUUAUUCUAAAUGGGUCUCGAUUCGGGUCGAGUAUCUUGCUCCACCGCUCCAGUUAUUGGCAAACACUUGUAUUUAUCUGUUUCUUAUACAGAGUUUGGAUAGAUUAGUGCUCUGUGUGGGUUGUUUUUGGAUCCGAUUCAAGAAGAUCAAACCCGUCGCCAAACAAAUCCUCGCCGAUGUUGAAUCCCGUGACAACGAUGGGUUUUUCCCCAUGGUUCUUGUCCAAAUUCCCAUGUGUAACGAAAAAGAGGUGUAUCAGCAAUCAAUUGGGGCAAUUUGUAAAUUGGAUUGGCCAAAAUCGAGGAUUUUGAUACAAGUUCUUGAUGAUUCUGAUGACCCGAUAACCCAUAUGUUGAUCAAAGAGGAGGUCCAUAAAUGGAAUGAAGAUGGCGUUAAUAUUGUUUACAGACAUAGGGUUAAUAGAGAAGGUUAUAAAGCCGGUAAUCUCAAAUCCGCCAUGAAUUGUAGUUAUGUCAAAGAUUAUGAAUUUGUCGUCAUCUUUGAUGCUGAUUUCCAACCCACACCCGAUUUCCUCACAAGAACAGUUCCCCAUUUCAAGGAUAAUGAAGAAUUAGGAUUGGUACAAGCAAGAUGGUCAUUUGUGAACAAGGAUGAGAAUCUGUUAACAAGAUUGCAACAUAUAAAUUUAGCAUUUCAUUUUGAAGUGGAACAGCAAGUGAACGGGAUUUUCUUGAACUUUUUUGGGUUUAAUGGGACUGCCGGAGUGUGGCGGAUUAAGGCGUUGGAAGAUUCCGGUGGGUGGUUGGAAAGAACAACUGUGGAGGACAUGGACAUUGCUGUUCGAGCUCAUCUUCAUGGAUGGAAAAUGACCUUUCUUAAUGAUGUUGAGUGUCAAUGUGAGUUGCCCGAAUCGUAUGAAGCUUAUAGGAAACAACAACAUAGAUGGCAUUCCGGGCCUAUGCAGUUGUUUAGGCUUUGCUUGCCAGACAUUAUCAAAUCGAAGAUUAGCAUUUGGAAGAAAUUGAACUUAAUAUUCCUAUUCUUCCUAUUAAGAAAACUAAUCCUACCCUUCUAUUCAUUCACUCUCUUUUGCAUAAUUCUUCCCAUGACAAUGUUCAUACCAGAAGCCACACUUCCUGCAUGGGUGGUCUGUUACAUCCCUGCCACCAUGUCAUUCCUCAACAUCCUCCCAUCCCCUAAAUCAUUCCCCUUCUUAGUCCCUUACCUUCUUUUUGAAAACACAAUGUCAGUCACCAAAUUCAAUGCCAUGAUCUCCGGCCUUUUCCAGCUUGGAAGUGCCUACGAGUGGGUGGUCACCAAGAAAUCCGGCCGCUCCUCCUCCGGCGACCUGGCGGCGGAGGACCAGGAGGAGGAGGAGUCACCGGAGGCUUUGCAAGAAGAGAGAAUGUUGAAGAAGAAGAAGCAUAAUAGGAUGUAUAAAAAGGAAUUGAUGUUGGCUUUUCUUCUGUUGACAGCUUCUUGUAGAAGUCUUUUAUCGGCUCAAGGGAUACAUUUUUACUUCUUGUUGUUUCAAGGGUUGUCGUUUUUGUUGGUGGGGUUGGAUUUGAUUGGUGAGCAGGUGGAGUAAAAAGAUGGGGUUAUGUGAAUGAAGAUGAUUAUGUUGUAGUUGGAUAUACAUGAUGAAAAAAAAAAGGAUCAACGGUUGUUUGAAAAUAGGAAGCGGUUAACAUGAGAUUGACGUUUUAACAGUUUAC
This is a messenger RNA of Lactuca virosa, 2462 nucleotides long. NCBI's taxonomy places the organism in Eukaryota, Viridiplantae, Streptophyta, Magnoliopsida, Asterales, Asteraceae. The record is from the annotation of a GenBank genome assembly.